Molecule: messenger RNA, 5758 nt
Organism: Monodelphis domestica (gray short-tailed opossum)
Lineage: Eukaryota; Metazoa; Chordata; Mammalia; Didelphimorphia; Didelphidae
Gene: TMEM273
Product: transmembrane protein 273
Source: RefSeq, a predicted model, not a curated record
UGUUUCCAGUGAAUAAUGUUUGGAAAUGACCAAAUAAAAUAAUGUUUAAAAUUUUAAAAAGUGAUAUAUUUCCAAGUAAAUAGAGCUGUCUGAUAUGGGGAAAAAAACAACACUGUCUUAAUAACAACUUUAAGAUAGAAGAGUGUCAAAAGCUAGGCAAUUUCGGUUAAGUGACUUGUUCAGAGUCACAGAGCUAGGAAGUGUCUGGGGUCAAAUUUGAACCCAGGUCCUCCUAAUUCUAGGCUUGUUUCUCCAUCCACUGAGCCUCUUAGCUGCUUCCUUAUCUAAGCUUUUUUCAAUUCUUUAUUUUAAAAUAUUUUUCCAUGUUUGCAUGAUUCAUUUUCUUUCCCUCCCCCCUCCCAGAGCCAACAAGUAAUUCCACUGGGUUAUAUAAAUGUUAUCACUUGAUAUCUAUUUCCAUAUUAUUUUUUUUUUGCUACAGAGUGAUCUUUUCAAUCCUAAACCCCAAAUCACAUACCCAUAUAUGCAUGUGCCUUAUCUAAACUUUUAAAAAGACUCUCUUGAUGCUUAGCACAGUGUUCUGCUCACAGCAGGUGCUUCAUGUUUGAUGGAUGCAGAAUGCUUUAAAAUUUUCUCAUUCUUUAAGUUUCUAAAGAGCAAGGUUAUGCUUUUUAAACUUAAUUUUAACAUUAUUAAUCAUAGAAACACAUGAUUACUAUCAUUUUGAUGAUGAUCAUGACCACCUCUUUCCUUUUAUUUUUCACGAAUGAAGAUUUGGAUCCUAUAGCUUCCUACACAUGACAAUUGAGGCACCAUUUCAGGUCAAGUACCUAGAGGGAAAAUGUGUGUUUUUGAGGGGUUUAGUUAUGGACUUUAAACUUGUCACAGGAAUAUUCUACUCUCUGUGGUCUCCCCUGAAAAGAACAAUUCUGAAUUUCCACAUAUACUGUUCUCUGAUUAGAUCUAAGUAGGCAGAGAGGACAUUUUGUAGAGCAAAAGGAAAUACAGGGAAGCCAUUUGUGUAAGACAUCUAAGGCAAUUUGGAGAGUCAGUCUAUAAAAUCUGGUACCGAAUAAUCCUUCCCCUCUAUUUAAGAACUUCUGGGGUGUAGAAAAGGUUUAUUAUUAUAUAAAAAUUUCUGACUGUGUACACUUGGACUAUUCUAGAUGAUUACACAAGAGAGAUUUGCUUAAAUAGUUCACUAAUGAAUAGGCAGAGGAUGAAUAGACUUAAGCAAUGAAAAGCAGGGUAGAAGAGAUACUCAGAAAGUCUUGAGUUCAAAUCUAGAUUCUGAUACUAGCUGUGUGAUAAUAGCAAGGUAUUGAACCCUUCAGAGCUUCAGUAUUUUUAUCUGUAAAGUUGGAAUAAUAACACAUAAAGAGCAACUUGACAAGGUUGUUGUGAGGAUAAAAAAAAGAUGAUGUACAUUUUUAAAAAGCUUAUUUUGGGGCUCUGGGCUUUUAUUUACAAAUAGAAAUGUUUUAUAAGAGAAAACAAAGAGCAUAUGAUACAGUGAUCCCAUCUUGACCAUUGUUUACCCUACUCUGACUGUCUAGAAGAACCACCUAACUAUGCUACCAUUCAGUAGUUUUUAGUUAUUGUCUAACUCUUUAUGACCUCAUUUGGGGUUCUCUUGGCAAAGAUACUGGCAUAGUUUGUCAUAUACUUCUCCAGUUCAUUUUACAGAUGAAGAUAAUGAGGCAAACAGGGUUAAGUGACUUGCCCAAGGUCACCCAGUUACUAAGUGUCUGAGGCCACAUAUGAACCAAUGAAGAUGAAUCUUCCUGACUCCAGGCUCAAUACUCUACACUGCACCACUUAGCUAGCCAGAGACUUCAAAGAUGAUUGUAUAACUUGAUGAAAAAUGCUGAGCUAGAAGGAACAGAGCCAGAAAGUAAGAACUGAGUCAUACAAUUCUUUGCAUAUGUAAGAUCAUGAAGUUAUAUUUUAAAAAAUCUGUUAUCUAUUGAGACAAGAAUUUGUAGUGGAAUCCAUACUGCCCUAGAUUUGAAUCUUGUCUUUGACACUUAUUAGCACUUAUGUGAUGCACAAGCCAAUUUUUUAACUUGUGAGAGCUUCAGAGAGGAAAGCACUAUCUAAGCAUGAGUUAUUUAUCUUCACAACACUCUCUCUUGCAGAGACAGUUAGUAUAGGCACUGCUACAUCCAUUUCCUAUAUGCUGAUUUCAUUUAUAUUCUUCAAUAUUUUCUGCACGUUUUAUGUAGAUAAUAAUAAUACCUAGCAUCUACUUGAACAUUUACAAAGUACUUUACCUAUGUUAUUGUAUUUGAUCCUCACAAAAACCCUAAAAGGCAGGUGCUAUUAUUGCCCCCACUUUACAGAUGAGGAAACUUAGGCUAAAAGAGGUUAAGUGACUUGCACAGGGUCACCCAGAUUCCAAGGAUCCUGGGGUGGGGCAAGAUUCAAACUCGAGUUCCCCUGACUACAAGUCCAGCUGUGAUCUAUGUCCUGGUCGCCUAGUGGCUCUGUAUUUCAUCCACUAAUGUCAAAGCUGGAUGUUGUUUAAAAAAAAUCAGUCUAUUAUCCCAGAUUCUAAUAAAGGAUUGUUGUUAUGUUUAUAAUCCCUUCCUUGGAAAGGCAACAAAUUCCCAGAAUUUCAAACCAAAUAGGAGGGGACCUGAAGAGGCUAAGCAUCUAUUUCCCUCCCAGGAUGUGGGUUUGUUUCCGUCCCCAGUCACAUGAUGUGGUUUGGCCCCAGCUCCUCUGGAUGACAGGUCAUGCAAUCAUGCAUUAGCUAAGUCUCUGCGAAUGAGCUGCUCAGCCCAGCCGGGCAGCAGGGAUGGCCUUGGCUCCCAGAUUCCUGAAGAUCCUUCUCCUUUUCUUAAAUUUUGGUGGAGUUCAGGUGUUGGCAACAGGAAAAUCAGCACUUGUUGAAAUAGAUAUCAAAUAUGCCCUCAUUGGGACUUUUUUGGGAGUCAUUAUCUCUGCUUGUUUUCUAGCACUAAAGAUUUGUAUGAUCAGAAGACAUAUGUUUGAUAAUAACUCUUCAGAUACAUCCACCCGGAGAAAGAGCAACACAAGAGAUGGACAAGUGAUCGAACUCUAACUGGCAGCUGUUUUCCAAUGGGGUACGAUUGGCUUGGACGAGGACUACUACUACUGUUUCCAUUGGUGCCUGUGAAUCAGCACAGAAGUUUAACAUUCAAGACAAUUAAUUCACCAGGGAUCAAAAUCAACAUGUUUACUGACAGACAAAGGAGAAGGAAAAGAUUCUUAAGUUCGAUUAUUUAAAAAAAUAAAGGAGGAAAUGCUUUCCUUCCUAAAUGAGUAUGAUGGGCAGCAUUAGGGCAAGAGUUUGAGUUGUUCUGUUAUUAAGGGGAUGGAUUUGCACUGAUCUGUGCACAUAACAUCCCCCAAUUCCUUUUAUAACCAACAGCUUACAUUUGCAAGAGGGAUCAUGGGUAUAGUCUAUUGCUAUGGAACAUGGAAAAAAAAGGAAUCAAUCAGCUCACUCCAGUAUCUACAAACUUGGCCUCAUCAGCACUGUGAUCUAACUAAUGACAUCCUCAUCUGCCUUAUAAACCGCCUUCCUUGUUGAACUAGAAUUGCAAGGGACCCUUCAAGCUAUAAAGUCUAACCCCCUCAAUCCAUAGUGGAGGAAACUAAGAUCCAUAAUAGUUAAUAGACUUUCCUAAAUUCACACAGGGAGUAUUAAGGAUGAGAUUUGAACCCAUGUUCACUGAAUCCAGAGUUAAUAUUCUUUUUACUCUAAGGAAGCACUGGUCACUUCCAAUGUCACCGAUGCUCACGUAGAGGUCAGAAGACAUACAUACAAGGAUACUCUAAGGUGUCUGGGAAGAACUUUGGUAUCAAUUGUGAGACAUGGGAGAUACUGGCAUAGGUUGGUCCAGUAUGGCAUGCUCAAGACUGCAGGAUGAGGUUGUUUCUUCCAUGAACAAAGCACAAAAGAAACUUGAGAUGUACAAAUUUAGAGACUUUUCCAUCCCAAAUGUUCAUAUAAGCUAUUUGUGCCCAACUUGUCAUAGAGCCUUCUGAGCUUUUAUUGGUCUGAUCAGCCACCAUUGGAAACACUGUUGUUUGACUGUAUGUUGACCCUAAUAGAGUGAUGCCAUUUUGGACCUCUUUGAGUACAAAGGAUAAUAGCUAAUUAAUCACAAAAUCUCCAAAACUAGAGUGGGAUGAAUGGGGCUUUUUCUCAGGGAAAAAUCAUUAGUGGGACUUAAAGUACAGCUCUUCAUCAUUGUUGAAACAUCAGAGCUUAGCACCUGAGCUAGUAAGAGGAACUAUCUAAAAUAGAAAACUAUCAGUAGGUAGGAUAGAAUAGCAAGAGCUUCGUCUUUGUCUAUCUUCACCACGCCAUGCCGCUACUAGUAGUAGCCUUGACUCCAGGGUCAGACUUUUAUCUUUCUUCUUUUUGUCUCUCAUUUGAAGCUAUGCUUCAUGCCACUUACCUAAGGCAGAAUAUUUCAAAUAUUCCUCAUUCUACCUCUGAUGGAUACUAUGUCUAUGUCAUAGGUACAUUCAGAGUUCUCAACAGCAAGAAUAUGGAAACUAAGAUAGAAGAGUAAGUAACUGGUGUAUAAUAGCAGACAGUGCUGAACUUAAAAAGUUUGAUCAUUAUUUUAUGAAAAAAUAAGAGAGAGAGAAAUAGAGGAAAGUGGCCAUGACCCUAGCAGAGGGGUAAACUUUUACCUGGAGGCAGCUAGAUGACACAGUAUAUAGAGUGCCAGUCCUGGAGUCAAGAAGACUCAUCUUCCCAAGUUCAAAUCUGGUCUCAGGCACUUACUAGCUAGGCAUGCCACUUAAUCCCACUUGCCUCAGUUAUCUCAGCUGGAGAAGGAAAGGACAAAGCAGCUUAGUAUCUUUGCCAAGAAAAAUCCAAAAUGGUGUCACAAAGAGUCAGAUAUAACUAAAAUGACUGAACAACAAACUUUUGCCCCAAAAGUACUGGACAUAUGAAUGAAAGAAGGAUGUAGUAUCCCAGAUUUAGAGUGGGUUAAGAUGUAAAUCAAACUUAUUCAUUGUACAGAUAAGGAAAUGGGCUCAAGGUAGGAGAAAUGACUUGUCCAUGGUGACAUAGUAAGUUAAUAGAUUUGUAGAUUUAGUGAUAGAAUGGGCUUUAGAGACAACUUAGUGUAAUAGCAAGACCAGGAUUCAAACCCAGGACCAAAAACUCUGAUAUUCUUUCCACUUCCUUGUGACCUAGCAAUGACAGUAUAAGAAUAUGAUGAGAAUUUUUUUUUGGUAAAAUGGCAGAAGGGUGUAGAAUGGGAAGAACUUGCCCAUGAUCUGCAAAAUGUCUCAGGCUAUGAUUUCUUUUCUCUUCCCAUUAUACUAAUCUGGUGUUUUCAGAAUGACCUACAAGUCUAUUGCAAAAACAUCAUUCAUUAUACCAGGAGGAGAAAUCUAGAGACUUCGACAUCAAUGAAUAUGUCUUCCAUUAGACACUCCUGUCUGUCUGAGGCUGUGUUCUACUCAUGCAGGAUGAAAGAUGAGCUGUAUUUCAAGGCAAAGUGUUGUAUGAUAAUAAUUCUCUGGGAUUCCCAGGGUGUCUUUUAUCUGACUUGAUAACGAUGUAGUUCAGCAGCAGCCUUUGUUAACGCAUCACCUAAAGCGGUAAUGUGAUACUUAUAAGUAAUUUUCUCUGUGUAAGAUAGAAUAAACCAUCUUGUAAGAUAUCCGUUAAUUGAUUUGCUUCCUUUAGCAGGAUUUUAAUUAAGAUCUCUGGUUUGUGAACAAGAGACACACACUUAUGAAGGAGGCCACAUGCUCGCUUAUUCUUAGAAACUGGAUUAAAAAAAAUCUAUACACAUCA